Molecule: messenger RNA, 1152 nt
Organism: Hemisphaericaspora subhashii
Lineage: Eukaryota; Fungi; Ascomycota; Pichiomycetes; Serinales; Debaryomycetaceae
Exons: 1
Coding region: 1-1152 (383 amino acids)
Source: RefSeq, a predicted model, not a curated record
AUGAUCAAAACUCUAUUUGGAUUUGGAGAAGACGAUAGCAAACCUUUAGUCAACGAGCCAACGAUUGAUUAUGAUAAAACAAUACCUAUUAGUACUCCCCGAAGACAGCCACAAACAAGAUAUCAAACACCACUGAGAUCGAUAGUGGAUUAUUCUAAGUAUCAAAAAGAAUUCGAGUUUUCAGAUGAAGAUGAGGAUUUGAUGAAUGAUUUCAGUAUGAUUAAAGAUCUUACCCAAGAGAUUCAGGAAACGAGAAACGUUUCUAAAUUUUCUUUACCUGAGAAUUAUCCUGGAAAAUUCCCAUCAACUCCUAAAAAUAAUCGUUCACAGAAUGAAAAUGGCAGAUACACGUCCUCGUAUCUUUCCAGGAAAUAUGGCAAGGAUAAUAGUCAAUUUAUUUCUAAUGGUUAUGUAAAAGAUGAGUCUGUGAGAUUCAAUAAGCAACCACAAACUUCCACUCAUAGGAAUUCAGCGCCAAACACUGUUCGGACAGAUUCAGAACCGUAUAUGGAAGAAACUCAGGAAGAUCCCCUUCAUGAACCAACGAUUGAGAGAAAAUUAGGAAAGCUACAAAUUGAGGUUGAUGAAGAAUUCAAACAAAACAGCACGUCCCGUAAUUCAUCAAAGCGAGAUCCACUUUUGGAACUCAAAGAAUUAAGACAAGAGUUAAAAUCUCUGAAUGGGUUUUUAGAAAGACUAAGUGAAUUUGUCGGACUCUAUGAGGAAGAAUUGGAAGAAAAUGACAACUUAAUAAUCCCACAUGACAUAAUGGAAAGAUUUGACGCCUUGGAAAGUGAGAAUCAGAAACAAGAGGAGCUAUUACUGAUGUUGUAUCCUAUGUUGAUUCGAGUACAGCAAAGGUAUAAUGAGUAUCGAAAGUCACACCCAUAUGCCAAGAAGAAGAUCCCUACUAGUAUUGGGAAACCAAUCGUUUCGAUUCGAGAAACAGCCAAGCUCAUAGAUUCAAAAUGUAAAGAUGAAAGCAUAAAAACCGAUUGUGGUAAGAUUCUUUCGGAUUUAUCUAGGAUUGAAGAAGAACAAGCCCGAUUGCAAAAUGAAAAUGAUCAGUUGAGGAAAGAGAAAGAAGCUAUUGAAAAUGAAUUGAACGAAUUAAAGAAAUUUAAAGAAGCUGCGCAGAAAGCUCGGUCAUAG